GCGGGAUGCGGUGGCGAGGCCCGGGCCGCGGGGCUGGGAAAGGACACCCCUUUCUCCGCGCUCGCCACUGGCUGUGUGGGCGGCAUAUACUGCUGUCCUUUUCUUGGUGUCCUGAGCGAGGCGGAGGGGAAUAGAUAAAUGAUCAGCCCAGAGUGACCGGCAGGAGCGGGCCGUCUUACUUCACCAGGCCGCAGAGAGCAUGUCUUUCCGAGGCGGAGGUCGCGGAGGCUUUAAUCGCGGUGGUGGAGGUGGAGGCUUCAACCGUGGCGGCGGCAGCAACAACAACAACUUCCGAGGGGGCGGCGGCGGCGGCAAUUUCAGGGGCGGCGGCCGAGGAGGAUUUGGACGAGGGGGCGGUCGUGGAGGCUUUAAUAAGUUCCAAGAUCAAGGGCCUCCAGAACGUGUCGUCUUGUUAGGGGAGUUCAUGCAUCCAUGUGAAGAUGACAUCGUUUGUAAAUGUACCACAGAAGAAAACAAGGUUCCUUACUUCAAUGCUCCUGUUUAUUUAGAAAACAAAGAACAAAUCGGGAAAAUAGACGAGAUAUUUGGACAACUUAGAGAUUUUUAUUUUUCAGUUAAACUGUCAGAAAACAUGAAGGCUUCUUCUUUUAAAAAGUUACAGAAGUUUUAUAUAGAUCCGUAUAAGCUGCUGCCACUGCAGAGGUUUCUGCCUCGUCCUCCUGGCGAGAAAGGACCUCCCAGAGGUGGUGGUGGUGGUGGCAGGGGAGGUCGAGGAGGAGGAAGAGGAGGCGGAGGCCGAGGUGGUGGAAGAGGUGGUGGUUUUAGAGGUGGAAGAGGAGGAGGUGGGGGCUUCAGAGGAGGAAGAGGAGGUGGCGGAUUCCGAGGAAGGGGACAUUAGAUGUCCAGUUGGCAGACCUGACCACUUCUGUUUCCACUAUGUGGCCUGCUUCUGCUGUGGCUGAAGUCGGUCUGGAGCAGUCUUGAGGUUACCAUUCUAUCUGUAGAGCUGAGUCGGCAGCAUCGCAUAGAAACAAGAGGAGCAGGAUGUCAGAUUUGCUCAGGAAGAGGAGAACCCCUGCUUUGAACAGAACCUGGCACUCUGUGGGUGCUCAAAGAACGACAGGACUUUUCACUUGAAGCAUAUUUGGGUUUUUUAAAUAAAAUUUUUUAUUUCCUUACA
Messenger RNA from Arvicanthis niloticus (Nile rat), 1141 nucleotides. It is a transcript of the gene Gar1, whose product is annotated as GAR1 ribonucleoprotein. The record is from RefSeq and is a predicted model, not a curated record. Gene Ontology annotation, biological process: ribosome biogenesis; snoRNA guided rRNA pseudouridine synthesis. NCBI's taxonomy places the organism in Eukaryota, Metazoa, Chordata, Mammalia, Rodentia, Muridae. Gene Ontology annotation, molecular function: box H/ACA snoRNA binding. Gene Ontology annotation, cellular component: box H/ACA snoRNP complex.